Molecule: messenger RNA, 1963 nt
Organism: Callorhinus ursinus (northern fur seal)
Lineage: Eukaryota; Metazoa; Chordata; Mammalia; Carnivora; Otariidae
Biological process (GO): regulation of DNA-templated transcription
Source: RefSeq, a predicted model, not a curated record
GGGGCGGCAGCCGGUAUUCCGUAAUCUUCCGACCUGUGCCAAGUGAAUCGGGAGCGCGGGUCUCGCCCCGAGUCUCUAGGAGAGCUCUGUAACCUGAUGUUUUAGAGGCAAAGCUGGGAGCGUGGCGGUGAAAGUCAGAUCUCUGUGUAAGAGCUGCAGAAAAUGAUCAACUUGCAGGGAUCAGUGACAUUCCCGGAUGUGGCUGUGGACUUCACCCCAGAGGAGUGGCAGCUGCUUGACUGUGAGCAGAGAACCUUGUAUUGGGAUGUGAUGUUGGAGAACUUUAGAAACCUCAUCUCAGUGGGGGGCCCAGUUACCAAAACAAAAGCGAUCUUCAAGGCAGAGCAAGGACAAGAGCCAUGGAUGAGGGAAGGGGUGAACCCACGUUGGCGCCAUCCAGAAGCUGAUUGCCUACUUGUUGAUGAAUCAGAGAAGCACCAGGAAAGCAAAGACAAUUUUUUAAAUUCAGUUUUGUUCACAUUCAAUAAAAUUCUGACUGUGGAGAGACUCCAUGGUUAUAACAUGAGCACAAGUCUUAAUCCUACAAGAAAAAAAUCAUAUAAAUGUAAAUCAUAUGGGAAGAGUUUGCAACCUACUUUAGAUUUACUUAAUUAUAAUAGAUGUUAUACUGAAGAAAACUCAUAUGAAUGCACUGAAUGUGGGAAAGCCUUCAAAAAGAAAUUUCAUUUCAUUAGACAUGAAAAAAAUCAUACAAGAAAAAAACCCUUUGAAUGCAAUGACUGUGGGAAAGCCUACAGCAGGAAGGCUCACCUUGCAACUCAUCAGAAAAUCCAUAAUGGAGAGAGACCCUUUGUGUGCAAUGAUUGUGGGAAAGCGUUUAUGCAUAAAGCACAACUGGUGGUCCACCAGAGACUCCACACGGGAGAGAAACCUUAUGAAUGCCAUCAGUGCGGGAAGUCAUUCACUUGGAACUCCUCCUUUACCCAACAUGUGAAGUCGCAUACACUUGAGAACUCGUUUGAAUGUAAGGAAUGUGGGAAAACCUUCAGGUAUAGCUCAUCCCUUUAUAAACAUUCUAGAUUUCAUACAGGAGAGAAACCCUACCGAUGUAUUGUAUGUGGCAAAGCUUUUGGUAACACGUCUGUGCUUGUUACGCAUCAAAGAAUUCAUACAGGAGAGAAACCAUAUGGGUGUAUCGAAUGUGGCAAAGCCUUCAUCAAGAAGUCACAUCUGCUUAGACAUCAGAUAACUCAUACAGGAGAGAAGCCCUAUGAAUGUAAUAGGUGUGGGAAAGCAUUUUCCCAGAAGUCAAAUCUUAUCGUACAUCAGAAAAUUCAUACAUAAUAUUCAUGUUGAAUAUGACAAAGCCUUAAAUACUAGAUAAAUCUUAUUAAAACAGAAUUCAUGGUGAGAAAUCCACCAAUUCAAAUGGAUUUGGAAGAGUAGAUUCCCAUAAAAAAGAAUCAAUGCCAAUCAUGUUCUGGAAGUGAUUAUUAAUAAAGUUUUUACAGAAAAAGUUCACAGAAAACAUUGAUUUAUAAGUAAUAGAGCAUAGAGCUUAGAAAGUGAGCAUAAAUUAAUCAAGGAAUCAGUGAAAACACUAUCUCUGAUUUUUAUUUUUAUAACAUUAUAGAAUUAUACAAGUAUGAGUAUAAAAUAUGUUUAUUACAUUAAAUUAUAUCAAUUAAAGUGAAGUACAUAUCAUUUUUUCUUCGAAUCCUAACAAUAUACAAGUGGAAAAAAUGUGGUCUAAUAUGAAAUAUGAAUUUCAGUAAUAUUUUUAUCCAUUUGCUGGCACUUUUAAUGGGUAAGGCAGUGUUACUGAUCUGUCUCCUCUUUAGUUAUAAAACUUGUUAUAAAGAUGUUUUCCUAUGUAUGUAAACAGCAAAACAACCAAGGCACCAUUUGAGAGGGAACAGCAGUUGUAUUCCGUAUUACAGUAAGUAUUCAGUUGAGAAUAAGUAUUUAAAUAAGUUUGUAAAUAAAACAUUUGCACUUCAAA